Molecule: messenger RNA, 3675 nt
Organism: Phalaenopsis equestris
Lineage: Eukaryota; Viridiplantae; Streptophyta; Magnoliopsida; Asparagales; Orchidaceae
Product: kinesin-like protein KIN-7F
Biological process (GO): microtubule-based movement
Molecular function (GO): microtubule binding; ATP binding; microtubule motor activity
Source: RefSeq, a predicted model, not a curated record
AAGUAGGUGCAAAGGAACCUUUUUUAAUUGUUCAUCGUGACCAGGAACCAAACCCACAACCUCCCCCUUCCAGUACUCUCAUGACUCCCACCAUUUUCUUUACGCAACGAACUCACAGAUCUCUAGAAGGCUUAUAUUUCAGCUUUGACUCUGAGAUCAUGAUCAGUUUGUUGUUUUUUGCUCGAGGAGAAAAUGGAGGUAGUUCCGAUUAAACCCAGCACCCCACACCUUUAGUCACCUCGGCUUCUUCCCUUGCAGCUUAAGGGACGAAAUUCCUCCUCUUAUCGCCAAGAUCAUUCGCCAAUCGCUUUCAAGAUCCGUUUUUUUCAGUUAAUUUAUGAUUUAUAAGAGCAAAUACGGCCAUAACUCAUCAUUCUGGCCGUCUAAUCCUCAAUCGCAAGCUCCAAUCCUCCUGUCCGAUAAUUUCUCCUCUAUUUUAGAGCACGAAGUCUUAAAGAUAAAGUAUUUUGCUUUGCUUUCUUCCUUUUUUUUUAUCAGCCUCUUCGGUGAGAUCCGGUAAGGGGAGGAGCCAUUGAACUGGCGGUCCUGAUCACUUUACUGGUCGAGAUUGUGGCACAUCAAGCGUCAGCGACGUUUUUUCUGUUUUAACAGCAACACCCAAGCCGUCGUCCAUCACUCUUUUCUGAUUUACGGGAAACCCCCUCGAAAAAAAGCUAUUUGCUUGAGCUAGUAGGGUUCUUAACGUCUUUGGAGUUAAAGAAAGCUGCAAAAGAAGUGGAUUUGGGUCUUGUAGAGUUCAGAAAGUAACCAAAAAAGGGGCUUUGAUUGCGGUGUGUGAAGAAUGGGAGCGAUCAGCGGGGAGGAGAUGCAGCAGUUUGAAGCGGUGGUGCCAAUAGAUGAAAUGGACGGCGGCGGCGGCGGCGGUGGAGGGGGGCAUCUGGAGAGGAUAUUAGUGUCGGUGAGAUUGAGGCCGCUGAGCGAGAAGGAGAUCUUGGCCAACGAUCCCGCUGAAUGGGAAUGUAUCAAUGACUCAACAAUCAUCUUCAGGAGUGGCUUCCAAGACAGGCAUUUGACUCCCAUUGCCCACACAUUCGACAGAGUAUUUGGAAGUGAAAGCACAACAAAGCAAGUAUAUGAGGAAGCGGCAAAGGAAGUUGCUCUUUCUGCUGUUAGUGGCAUCAACUCAAGCAUCUUUGCCUAUGGACAAACAAGCAGUGGAAAGACAUACACGAUGACUGGAAUCACUGAGUAUACUGUUGCAGAUAUAUAUGACUACAUAAAGAGGCAUCCAGAGAGAGCUUUCUCCCUAAAGCUCUCGGCAAUAGAAAUUUAUAAUGAAGCUGUGAGAGAUCUCCUCAGCUUGGAUGGGACUCCUCUCAGGCUUCUUGAUGAUCCUGAGAGAGGGACAAUUGUGGAGAAACUUAAGGAGGAGACACUUCACGAUCCGAGCCAUCUAAAAGCACUACUUGCUCUGUGUGAAGCUCAAAGAAGAAUAGGAGAGACCUCAUUGAAUGAAAUGAGCUCCAGAUCCCAUCAAAUACUUAGACUGACAAUUGAGAGUUCUGCUCGUGAAUUCUUGGGGAAAGACAAUACAGCUACGCUUUCUGCUAGUGUGAAUUUUGUUGAUCUGGCAGGCAGCGAGCGUGCGUCUCAGGCAUUGUCUGUUGGUACUAGGCUGAAAGAAGGCUGUCACAUUAAUCGAAGUUUGCUCACUCUAGGAACUGUUAUACGUAAGCUAAGUAAAGGAAGAAACAGUCAUAUUCCAUAUCGAGAAUCUAAGUUGACACGCAUACUGACCAUGUUUAGGAGGCAAUGCGAGAACUGCCAUUAUCUGCACAAUCUGUCCCGCACGGAGUCAUAUGAGCAAUCUAGAAACACGCUUCUCUUCGCAAACUGUGCGAAAGAAGUCGCCACGAAUGCUCAGGUCAAUGUUGUGAUGUCUGACAAGGCGCUGGUUAAGCAUUUGCAGAAGGAAUUGGCAAGGUUGGAGAAUGAGUUGCGGUGUCCGGCAUUAGCCCCGAACAACACUCAUUUUGAAGCACUAUUGAGGGAGAAAGAUGCUCGAAUCAGAAAGUUGGAGAAAGAAAUCAAGGAGCUAAUUCAGCAGCGCGACUUAGCUCAGUCUCGACUGGAGGAUCUCUUACAUGCAGUUGGGGAUGAUCAUUCUUCAAGACAAUUGUUGGAAUCGCCAAACCAAUCAUCAAUAUCUCAUCCAUUCAAUGUUUAUGAUGAUGAAAGUUCAAAGUCUGAGCCACCAGAAGCUGCUCACAAUGGUUCAAAAUCUGGGUUUGCCAAAAUAAGAAAAUUUGAGAGCAAAAACCAAAGCAGAAAUCAUCAUGGUUUUUCAGAAGAUUCAAAAAAUGGAGAUUUCCCCCCCAAACUCUCUCAAAGUAAACAUAGAUCACACAGAUGGAAUCCCACUCACGCCGAAGAAGACGCUGAUCAAGAUGCUUCUGAAAAUUCUGAGGAACUUUGCAAAGAAGUUAGGUGUAUUGAGAUGGACGGAACUGGCCAAAGAGAAAACUCUAAUUUUUCGUUGCCAGAAGCAAGCGAAACCCGGCCAGUCCAGACUUCUAAUGUCGCCAGGAAUGGAGAACAUGAGCCUAACCCCACAGGUUCACCAUUUUUGACACUAGAACACCAUCUACAUAGUGUCAGGGCAUCGCAUCCCGACGAAUCUUUUCUACGGUCUUCAUCUCGAGAAUUACAUGGUUCUGGGGCCAUGUUACCAAGGAGAAGCAGAAGUUGCAGGGCAACAUUUUCGACGAGCUACUCCCCUGGAUUUGCAGAAGCAGACCAGUCUGACUAUACACCCCCUACCAGCUCUCUGAGAGAUUUCCCCGGCAGGCCUCGGGCGCUUCAAGGACGACUUGAAAUGCUAAAUCAUGAUGCAGAAAAUGGAAGCUUUUCAAGAGACGAUGCUUCCCGUGUCCUUCUUAAGGAGCAAGAUGAUGCGCGUUCUUCUAAAGAAGACAUAACCACCAUCCAGGACUUCGUUUCAGGAUUGAAAGAGAUGGUUCAGGUUCAUCAAAAUCAGCUCGUUGAUGGUCAGGCUGGCAGUGAAGUGAGUGGAACAAUGAAGAGUGUUGGCCUGGAUACAAUCCCAGACCCCAUGGAUUCUCCAUCACAUUGGCCACAGGACUUUGAGAAGAAGCAGCAAGAGAUAAUCAAACUCUGGAAUGAAUGCAAUGUUUCCCUGAUCCACAGAACAUACUUCUUCCUGCUCUUCAAAGGCGAUCCGGCUGAUUCGAUUUACAUGGAAGUUGAGCUCAGGAGACUAUCCUUCCUGAAAAGAACAUUCUCGCUGCGAAAUUCUGGCAGAAUACCGGGCGACAACGGUCGGUAUGUUACUCUAGAAUCAAGCAUGAGGACUGUGCAACGAGAGCGCGACAUGCUUUGCCGGCAAAUGCUGAAGAGACUGGCGACGGAAGAACGGCUGAGCCUAUAUGUGAAAUGGGGGAUCUCUCUGAACUCCAAGCAGAGGAAAGUUCAGCUGGCUCGGCUCCUUUGGACGAACACAGGCGAUCUGGAACAUGUUAGGGAGAGCGCAUUAACAGUUGCUAAGCUUAUUGGACUGUUGGAAUCAGGGCAUGUUCUCAAGGAGAUGUUUGGGCUGAGCUUUUCACCUCAGAAUUCAUACAGAAGAUCACAUAGAUGGAGGCAUGGGAUUUAUACUUUGAAAUGAUGAAAGUUUUCUAAGGUUUUCAGAUCUGA